Messenger RNA from Loxodonta africana (African savanna elephant), 918 nucleotides. It is a transcript of the gene CPXCR1, whose product is annotated as CPX chromosome region candidate 1. The record is from RefSeq and is a predicted model, not a curated record. Lineage: Eukaryota; Metazoa; Chordata; Mammalia; Proboscidea; Elephantidae. The transcript has 2 exons. Bases 1 to 918 code for a protein of 305 amino acids.
AUGACUUCUCCUACAGAAGAAGGAGGUGAUCCAGCUGACGAGUGCAAUAAUUCUGAAGUGGCUCUAAAUGACUGUAAUGCAGAAAUAGAACCUUCAUUUGCUGAUCCCAACAGGGCCCACCAAGUGGAAACCGAUCAAAUUGACAGACAGCCAAGUACACCAGUCUCACAGGAGGCUAACGGUCCACAAGCAGUAGAAAAUAUUGAGCUUGAAGUACAAAAGACUGAGAAAGAGCCUCAAGAAGAAAAUUCAAAGAAAAAGCCCCUUCUAAUUCAGAUCCCCAUUCCUAGAAAAUGGGUAGAACCAACUGAUAAAAACAAUCCUGAUAGCUCAAAUUUCUACUCAGACAAAGUGGAGGGGGAAACAAAUAGUUUAUGUCAUGCCACCAUAAAUUACAAAAUUGCUUUCCAACUUUCAAUUUCAUGGAAAAUUCCAUUCAUUAGCAAUCAUGAUAUAAGAAGAAUGAUUCUCCAUCUGCUGUGCGAGAGAUACAUCAGUCAGGCUGGAAAUCGUCCAAAUGCCAUGUGGAUGAAACAAAAAUACGUAGCAUUUCUUCCUCGCCCAAAUGGCCUCACCAAUGGUGAGAGAGCCAUAAUAUUUGGAAGGCCUUUGAGGCUGUAUUACCAUCGCCCCAUUACUGACAGAAUUACUCCAGGAAAAUUUUGCAAAUCUGGUAAUACUAAAGGGAAAGACGGAUUCCACAUUUUUAUAAGACCAGUGUUUUGCGUCCCAAGAGCCCAAUUACAAAACACAUUUAAUAGGAAAGCUUUUGAGGAUCAUAUGAGAUCUCAUCCUAAUAUGCCAAUUGUGAUCAUAGGCACCAAUAAUAGUUGGAAAUACCUGUGCCCUCUCUGUGGGAAUAGUUUCAGCACUUGGGUUGAAUUUAGACAGCAUCCCUGCAGGUUUCCGAGAAAUUAA